Molecule: messenger RNA, 2667 nt
Organism: Trichosurus vulpecula (common brushtail)
Lineage: Eukaryota; Metazoa; Chordata; Mammalia; Diprotodontia; Phalangeridae
Product: glycerol kinase-like
Exons: 1
Coding region: 16-1677 (553 amino acids)
Biological process (GO): glycerol-3-phosphate biosynthetic process; glycerol metabolic process; triglyceride metabolic process
Cellular component (GO): mitochondrion
Molecular function (GO): glycerol kinase activity
Source: RefSeq, a predicted model, not a curated record
GAGGCGGUGGGCUUCAUGGCAGACAUCCAGAAAACCGUCUCGGGGCCCUUGGUAGGCUCUAUUGUUCAAGGGACUAGCUCCACUCGCUUUCUGGUGUUUAAUUCCAAAACAGCUGAACUCCUUAGUCAUCACCAAGUUGAGCUGGAGCAGAAAUUCCCCAAGGAGGGAUGGGUAGAACAAGAUCCUAGAGAGAUCUUGCAGUCGGUCUACGAGUGUAUGGAGACGACGUGUGAGAAACUUGUCCAGCUGAAUAUCGACAUCUCUAACAUCAAAGCCAUUGGGGUGAGCAACCAGAGGGAGACUACUGUUAUCUGGGACAAGUUUACCGGAGUGCCUCUCUACAAUGCUCUAGUGUGGCUUGAUCUCCGUACUCAAUCAACAGUUGAGCUUCUCAGUAAAAGAAUCCCUGGCAGAAACAACUUUAUCAAAUCAAAGACUGGUCUGCCUCUGAGCACUUACUUUAGUGCUGUGAAGAUCCAUUGGCUCUUAGAGAAUGUGAGAAAAGUGAAAAAAGCUGUUGAGGAACAAAGAGCCUGUUUUGGGACCAUUGACUCUUGGCUGAUCUGGAAUCUCACUGGAGGUAUCACUGGAGGGAUCCAUUGUACAGAUGUAACCAAUGCCAGCAGAACUAUGCUUUUCAACAUUCACUUACUAAAAUGGGAUGCAGAGCUGUGUGAGUUUUUUGAUGUUCCUAUGGAUAUGCUUCCAGAUGUCCGCAGUUCUUCUGAGAUCUACGGCCGGAUGAAAUCUGGAGCUCUGGAAGAUGUGCCAUUAUCUGGAUGCCUGGGAGACCAGUCUGCUGCUUUGGUGGGACAAAUGUGUUUCCAAGAUGGGGAAGCCAAAAACACCUAUGGAACGGGCUGCUUCUUACUGUGCAAUACAGGUCCAAAAUGUGUAUUCUCUGAGCAUGGCCUUCUUACCACUGUGGCUUACAAGCUGGGCCGAAACAAACCAGUAUAUUAUGCACUAGAAGGAUUGGUUGCCAUUGCUGGGGCUGCUGUUCGCUGGCUUAAAGACAAUCUUGGCAUCAUAGAAACAACAGAAGAAAUUGAAGGGCUGGCUGAAGCGGCAGGAACAUCUUAUGGCUGCUACUUUGUUCCAGCAUUCUCUGGUUUAUAUGCACCAUACUGGGAACGAAGCGCAAGGGGUAUUAUUUGUGGAAUUACUCAGUUCACAAAUAAACAACAUAUUGCUUUUGCUGCGUUAGAGGCAGUAUGUUUUCAGACCCGUGAAAUACUAGAUGCCAUGAAUCAAGAUAGUGGAAUGCCACUCACCUAUUUGCGAGCGGAUGGAGCAAUGACCAACAACAAAUUUCUAAUGCAGCUUCAAGCAGAUAUAUUGUAUAUUCCAGUACUGAAGCCUUCAAUGCCUGAAACAACUGCACUAGGCGCCGCCAUGGCAGCUGGGGCUGCAGAAGGAGUAGGUGUUUGGAGUCUCGAACCUGAAGAUCUAGCAGCUAUCAAGAUGGAGCGGUAUGAACCCCAGAUAAAUGCAGAAGAAAGCGACAUUCGGUAUGCCACUUGGAAGAAAGCUGUGCAGAAAUCAGUGGGCUGGGCUACAUCGCAGACCUUUCAAACUGGCUUUUCUAGUAUCUUCAAUAGUAUACCGUUGGGCUUUUUUAUAGUAUCGAGCAUGGUGUUGUUAAUUGGAACAAGGUACAUCUCAAGAGCUCCAUAAAUAACUGAAAUGGCUUAAUGAAUUCCCAAGAUAUAACCUUUAUUAUUUAACAACAACAAAAAAAUCCUAGUAAUUUUCUCUCUGAAUAAGACAUUACUCUAUAGCAAUACAAUCAUAAAGAUUAGCAUGACCCAUAAGAAUAUAGCAAUGUAGUCAUAGGUAUAGAAACAUAGUACAUUUUUAAAUAUCAGCAUUUAGGAAUGGAGGGAAGGAUCAACUGGGGCAAAGAGGAGCUGAACAUCUUACUAACCAUUACUAACCUCCCCUAUCACUUCUAGGAUAUAAGAAGAACUCAUAUUCUAGUCACACUAUCUUCCAUCAAAUAUUUUCUUAUGUGAUAGACUAGGAUUUUUAUUCUCUAUAUUCUAAAUAAUUAAGUGCUAAAGAAGUGACAUGCGUUUUUUAUUAUUGGCCCCCAAAAGUGGUCUUCCCUACAUGGUAAGGAGUUUAAAAGCUCCUUUACUCAGAUUUUUCCAUAGAAACCUUUUCCACUGCUUAACGGAGUAGACAUUUAACAACAGCAUAACUUUGAUGUUUUCCCGUGAGUUAAUUUAACCUAAAUGGAAUGAUUCAUUAGAGACACCAAUGUAACUUAUUUUUUCUCUAUUUUUUUGCCUGCAUCUUGUAUGGAAGGACUUUUCCCUUCCCUGUUGGCUCCUAUUCUUUUAGUUCUUUUCAUGUAUUUUUAUUUUGAAUAUAUAAUGGGAAUACCUACAUGUUAUACAUACAUAUGAUUAAAAUAAAUAGCAAAUGGACUAAUAUCUAGCGAGAUAUUUUAGAGAUAAUAGCUAUGGCUAUGGAAAGGAGAAUCAUGAUGCACAUUAUUCAUCAAAAAUAACAUUAACUUGAGGAACCAACGUUUACAACAAAAAUAUACAUUCCAUAUAAGUCAAGAAAAAUAAGCUUCAUUCUACAGUGACUCUUUCUUGCCUUCUUUCAUAGAUCUCACAUUAGGAUAAAUAUCAAAAAAAUUGUUUAAUAAACAAAUUU